AACAAGUAUUUUAUAACCAAAUAUCAACUAUAUGUUCUGGUUUGAAACUUUUUUUUACAUUUUUUAUUUACUACAUAAUUCCAUAUAUGUUCCUUCAUAGAUUGGUACAGUGUAGAAAAUGAAUGAGGAGGUGUGUACAGGUGUUUUGAAUGGUAGUGUAUAUACUGUAUAUCUUUUGGUUUGAGUGGAUGAGAUGUUAAUCAUUAACAUCUCAGAACAGAGCACAAAGUUCAGGAACACAACAGAAUACAUUUUAAUACAGCUAUUAGGUACAUAUCAGGAAUAUGUACCUAAUAGCUGACGUUACCCUUUUAUAACAAAGUUGAACCCUUAAUGAGAGUACAACUUAUUGCAGGACUGGUGAAUUUGAAAUUCAAAUAAUCUUGAUGAAAAACAAAUAACAUAACUGGCAGAACAGGGCAUGACAUGACCCUGCCCUGUGGGCAGGGAGGGGUUUCUGUAAAGGGCAGAGUCACAAUAAAAGGAAAUGCGCAAUGUAGAUCGAGCAUUCGUGAGGUGCCGUUUGAACUUUUUAAAGAGGAACUGACAGAAUUUGCUGCCGUUGGACAUGGAUGACUUUGUUUGUGAUAUAUUAAAAGAAUGGGGUCUCAGCAAAUACAUUGAGAAAUUUAAAGAUCAUGAGGUUGACAAGGAAGGUCUUUACUGUCUUACUGAUAAGUUGAUUGAUGAACUGAUCCCAAAGGUGGGGCCAAAGGGAAAAUUCAUCAAGAAAUUUGAACUGUUAAAGAAACAACAAGACUCAGCAACAAACCAGGAGACAGUUCCAUCAGGACAAGAGUAUGAAGAAACAGAAGAAUCUGCUCAGGUUUUUCCAUCCACCAGUGGUGCAAAUGAUACAGGAAAGAGAAAGGGCAAACAGCUCUCACAAGCAAGUAAACGCAGAUGUACACCAGAUUCAGAAGAGAGCAAACUCUCUGAUGUGAAAAAAAUAAUGAAUGACGUCCAGCCGAUGCUUCUAGACAACACAGAUAUCAGUGAUUUCCUGAUGCGUAAAAUCAGUGAUUUGACGACGGAAAAGAGGGAACUGGUUGGUGUCUUUGGUAAAACAGGGGCUGGAAAGAGCACUUUGAUCAAUGCCAUCAUUGGAGAGAAGAAUCUUCUACCGACUGGAAGGCGUGAUGCGUGCACCACAGUCAUGAUUAAAGUGGAGGCCAGUGACUCACCAAAGUAUGAAGCAUACAUUGAGUUCAUUACACCAAAGGAGUGGGAAGAUGAAUUGUGGUCCUUUGAAAGAUUUCAGGAUGAUGAAUUUGAAGACACUGAGGAAAAGCUUACAGCACUGUAUGGACAAGAUUGGAAAGGCAAAAUUAACCAUACAAACUGCAAUGACAACAAGCAUUUCAAAGAAAUUCCACAUUUUCUAAAGUCAGAUACGAUGAGUUUGACAAGUGACUCAGCUGAGGGGAUAUCUGCAGAAAUUGCCAAAUAUACAAGAAAUAGUAGAGCAGUGAAGAAGCAAUACUGGCCAUUAGUGAAGUGUGUGACUCUCAAGUUACCUGAUAGAAAUGACUUUCUCCAACAUGUCACGAUUGUGGACUUACCAGGAAAUGGGGACCGCAAUAGGAGCAGAGACAAAAUGUGGAAAGAGCUUGUUGGAAAAUGUUCCACCGUGUGGAUUGUGAGUGAGGCCAAUCGCUCAGCAGCAGAGAGAGAGGCCUGGGAAAUCCUGGAAAAUUCCUGUUGCCUAAUGGGAAAUGGUGGCGAGUGUCAGCAAAUUCACUUCAUCUGCACAAAGUGUGAUGAUUUUGUUGAACCAGCAAUGUCAGCUGAAGAGGUACGUAACACGUUGCUUCAGGAAAACCAAACAAACAAGGAAUCAAUAGAAAGUGAAAUAUUGAAGAGCCUUCAAAAGGAAGGAAAUGUUAAGAAUCACUUCAAUAAGGACUGUUUCAAAGUGUUCACAGUGUGCGCCAGAACUUUUCUGAACGAAACAUACGAAAAGGUAGAAGACACAGAAAUUCCAGCUCUUCAGGAGUUUCUGAAAAAUCUUGAUGACCGUCACUCAGAGACACUAAACUAUGUGUCAAGAGCACAUGGCAUUCUCUCUCUGAUCCAAGGGGCAAGAAACAGGAAAUCGAAAAAGGACGUGUACAAAGACCUUGAAGAAACACUAAGUUCUGAACUUGGUAGAGUCAGAAUACCGAUGAAAGAGGCUUAUGCAGCGUUUGAAACUGGCCUUGUGGAGGGUGUGAAGAAGUCAUGCAUCUCAUGGAGAAAAUCUGUGACGGAAGCAAUAUGCCCUAAACCCGGUAAGGGUAGAGGUUUUCACAAGACAUUGAAGUGUGUCGUAAACAACAGUGGUGCCUUUACAUCAAAGAAAAAGGUCGCAAAAAACUUAAACGUGAUAUUAAGUUCUUGGUUGACUGACAGCAUUGAUGAGAAAUUCAAGGAGACCUUCCCAAAUGAAAGGAAAAGUGGACCAUUCAAGAAUGCCCUUAACGUGUUUACACUGGGCACAGAGAAGCUGAUUCAAAAGUACAAAGACGAUGAACUGCAGCUUAUCUUUCUCAAGACAGAGGAAGAAAAAGUCAAGCAUAAACUCAACAAAACCAUCCGGGAUCGCAAGAAGACAAUCUACAACAGUCUGACAGACAAAAUAGAGAAAAACAUGCAAACAUGUUAUGAUGCUGCAAAGGAAGAAGAAGGAGAAGGUUCAAUGAUAAGAAUGCAGGAUAUUAUCCUGGACCAUAUCAAGGAUAAUGAAGACACCAUGUUUGAGGAGGCUAAAAGCGAAAUGUUGGAACAACUGGUUAAGUUGAAGAACGACAUCCUGGUGGAACUGGAAGAAACCUUGAGGGAAUCAAUGGAGCUGGCACUCGAGACAGAUUCAGACUCAUUGCCAGAUGUUUCAUCAGAGCUUGACUUUGUGAAGAAGUUCCUCAGUGAACUAAAAGGCAGCCCAAGUGAAUAAACUGAGCAAUCUAAAAUGAUGCUAAAGGUUCUACUGUUUGGCAUCAGUCGACUUCUUGAAACUUUGAAAGGUGAAAUAUGGCUCAAGGAUUAGUCCAUUAACUUUUGGAGAGGAUCUGAUUAUGGGGGUGCAUACAUACUUAUUUUUACAUUUAUCCUUAUGAGUUGUUGUUUUUUUUCAGCAUCUUCAUUUACUAAAUGACUUUUGUUAAGUGUGUGCAGAAUGAUUUUUAUAUUUGUGUGGAUGGACAUUCUUGCCAUGGUCUGAUAUAGAGGCAGGGGGCAGAAAGACGCUGUCUCAUUCAAUCCAAGUACUUAUUAGUCUUUGCCACUGGGCCACUAGUAUGCUCUCAAAAUGCUUUGUCUUUUUAAUGAUUCUUAAUGAUUCUUACUGAUUGAAAUAAUACAUUUAGAUAAGGUGAUUGAUAUAUGAGUGCCCUUGUAUAAGUUAUGGAUGAAUUUGAAUACAAGCUUUAGGCUGGACUUUAUCAGACUGUUUAAGUAAAGUAAAGUAACAGUUUCUCACUUUAAGCAAAGUGCAGAAUUAAGUGGAUGCAGAAUGAUUUUCUAUUUUUGGGGAUAGACAUUAUUAACAUGUACUGAUCUAGAGGCAGGAGGCGGAAAGAUUCAGUCUUGUUCAACCCGAAUACAUGUGGUUUUUUUGUCUUUGCCAUUGGGCCACUAUGCUUUUUUUGUCCAGGAUUUUAUUUUGUAACUUUUAAGGUGAUUGGUAUUUGAGUUCCCCUGUGUAAUUAAUUGAUGAAUUACGAGCUUUAGGCUGGAUUUGAUAAGGCUGUUCAAGUAAUGUUCUUAAAUAACGAUAGUUUCUUACUGCUAACAAUGUUUGUGUAUCAGAAAUAUCAUCACAGGUGCGUUUGCAUCGAGCUGCCAGUAGCAUUUAACCUGUGCAUACAGUACUUGUGCUAACUGCUCUCUUCAGCCUGACCCUGUCUGACACAGAGAAUGUGCAGCAUACUGUGUGUCCUCAUAGUUUCUGUCAGGCCAAGCAUGUGAUCAUGGCAAACAAUUAUUCUGGCUUUCAUUUUCUCUUGGUCAACCCUAAAUAUUUUUGAUUAUGUAGUUGUUUGUGUGCUCUGAAUAAAGACAUAAAAUGAA
Molecule: messenger RNA, 4047 nt
Organism: Solea senegalensis (Senegalese sole)
Lineage: Eukaryota; Metazoa; Chordata; Actinopteri; Pleuronectiformes; Soleidae
Product: nuclear GTPase SLIP-GC-like
Exons: 22
Coding region: 569-2932 (787 amino acids)
Molecular function (GO): GTPase activity
Source: RefSeq, a predicted model, not a curated record